UUCCGCCUCUUGUUGUCCGGCAAACCGUGGGGUCUGCUCUCGCGUCCUCUGGCAUCCGGCUGCAGGGAUGGCGGGCUGGGCUAAGGGCAAGAGCGUCCUGGCGCCUGGUUUGCUGCAGGGCCAAGUGGCCAUCGUCACCGGCGGGGCCACGGGCAUCGGAAAGGCCAUCGCGAAAGAGCUCUUAGAACUGGGGAGUAAUGUGGUCAUUGCAUCCCGUAAAUUUGAGAGACUGAAAUCUGUGGCAGAUGAACUGAAGGCCAGCCUACCUCCCACAAGCCAGGCGCAAGUCGUUCCCAUACAAUGCAACAUCCGGAAAGAAGAGGAGGUGAAUAAUUUGGUCAAAUCUACCUUAGAUAUUUAUGGUAAGAUCAAUUUCUUGGUAAACAAUGGAGGAGGCCAGUUUCUUUCCCCUGCUGAACACAUCAGUUCUAAGGGAUGGAAUGCUGUGGUUGAGACCAACCUGACAGGAACCUUCUACAUGUGCAAAGCAGUUUACAGCUCCUGGAUGAAACAGCAUGGAGGAUCUAUUGUCAAUAUCAUUGUCCUUACUAAAACUGGAUUUCCAUUAGCUGCGCACUCUGGAGCUGCAAGAGAAGGUGUUUACAACCUCACCAAAUCUUUAGCUUUGGAAUGGGCCUGCAGUGGAGUAAGGAUCAAUUGUGUUGCCCCUGGAAUUAUUUAUUCCCCCACUGCUAUGGCGAACUAUGGUUCUUUGGGGCAAAAGUUAUAUGAAAGUUAUUUUCAGAAAAUCCCUGCUAAACGAAUUGGUGUUCCUGAGGAGAUCUCCUCUCUGGUCUGCUUCCUACUGUCUCCCGCAGCUUCCUUCAUCACUGGACAGUCGGUGGAUGUGGAUGGAGGCCAGUGUCUCUAUUCUCAUUCGUUUGAGUUACCAGAUCAUGACAACUGGCCCGAGGGAGCAGGGGACGUUUCUGUUGUUAAAAAGAUGAAGGAGUCUUUUAAGCAGAAAGCUAAGAUCUGAGCUGAGGAAACAAGGCGUCCUUCAUCCCCCAGUGCCUUCUCAUCUUGAGGAUGUGCUUCCGUACAUUUUAAAAGCUUAUAGUUAGUAUGGAAAACAUCUUUCUGAUUUUUAAAUGUUACUAAUUAUAUCUAUGGAAAAACUAUUCCUGAAAUAUAUAUAUUUUUAUGUCCCAAUCAAAAUCUUUUAACCUGUGAUCUUAAAAUGUUUAAAUAACAGACAUUAACAUAUCUUAAUGAUUUUACUUUUUAUUCUAAGAAAAGUAUUUGAAAAAUGGAAUAAUUUUAAAUCAAUAAUAAUUCUAGGGAUCAUGAACUCCCAGAAGAUUUUAUUUAAUUAUAAAGGUAGAUGCCAGGUGUGGUGGUUCACAUCUGUAAUCUCAGCAUUUUGGGAAACUGAGGUGGGUGGAUCACCUGAGGUCAGGAGUUGAAGACCAGCCUGGCCAACAUGGUGAAACCCCAUUUCUACUAAAAACAAAAACAAAAACAAAAAUUAGGUGAGUGUGGUGGCACACACUUGUAGUCCCAGCUACUUGGGAGGCUGAGGCAGGAGGAUCACUUGAACCCAGGAGGCAGAGGUGGCAGUGAGCCGAGAUUGCACCACUGUACUCCAGCCUGGACGGCAGAGUGAGAUUCCAUCUCAAAAACAAUAAAAACAAAAACAAAAACAAACAAACAAAAUAAUAAUGGUAGAAAAUAAAUCUUAAUUGUGGCAUAAUUAUGAUUAUUACAAUUAGAAUUAUACAGUAACUUGUUUUUGGUGGCAAAUACUUUUGGAACUAUAAAGCCUUAUGGUAAUUAUU
Messenger RNA from Sapajus apella (tufted capuchin), 1778 nucleotides. It is a transcript of the gene PECR, whose product is annotated as peroxisomal trans-2-enoyl-CoA reductase. Gene Ontology annotation, molecular function: trans-2-enoyl-CoA reductase (NADPH) activity. Lineage: Eukaryota; Metazoa; Chordata; Mammalia; Primates; Cebidae. Gene Ontology annotation, biological process: phytol metabolic process. The transcript is spliced from 8 exons. The record is from RefSeq and is a predicted model, not a curated record. Bases 68 to 979 code for a protein of 303 amino acids. Gene Ontology annotation, cellular component: peroxisome.